This is a messenger RNA of Talaromyces proteolyticus, 1428 nucleotides long. RefSeq lists its product as uncharacterized. Gene Ontology annotation, molecular function: protein binding. Bases 1 to 1428 code for a protein of 475 amino acids. The transcript is spliced from 4 exons. The record is from RefSeq and is a predicted model, not a curated record. NCBI's taxonomy places the organism in Eukaryota, Fungi, Ascomycota, Eurotiomycetes, Eurotiales, Trichocomaceae.
AUGCGUUCAGGCCCACCGGUCUCGUGUAUCAAGCAUAGCCACUUGCUCCUCAUUCCGAUAGAGCUUCUCGCGGCCAUUUUCGCGCUCCUGCCUAACCGAGACAUCAAAAACGCCCGCUUGACCUGUCGAGGUCUCUGCAAUGCUGUACACUUGCGACUCGACCGUGUGUUCAUAUCGGCUAAUAUACGUAAUAUAGAAGUCUUAAAGGCCAUCGCAGAUGAUGAAACUUUCCGCCGAGGCGUUGUUGAGAUUGUCUGGGACGACUCUCUACUACCUAUCACACGAGACCCUGACGAUUACAGUGACAGGUCCCCAGUUUGGUUCCGCCACAAACUUGGGGAUAACCUGGGCAAUAUAUUGAAUGAGCGGGUGGUGCCUGACGACCCCGACCUUCCUAUCCACGUCGCUAAGACCCAGCAUGCUGCCGCUCUGAUCCCAACCAAGGAGGCUUGGUCAUACUAUCAGACUCUAGUCCAACAGCAGAAAACGGUCCUCGCAUCUGGAGCUGAUGUCUCUGUGCUGCGCUAUGCCCUAGAACAAUUCCCCUCCCUCAGGCGAAUCACUGUCACUCCCGCCGCCCAUAGGGUUCUGUUCCACCCGCUGUACCAGGCCCCGAUGAUUCGCGACUUCCCGCAAGAGCUCAACUACCUGAUCCAAUACGGCUGGCUGGCUACUAAAAGCGCAUACUACCACCCUAUGGCGCCUCCCCCUGGGGCCCCAAACGAAGGCAGACUGGACCCGUGGCGCGGGUUCCGUAUCGUCAUGCGCCUCCUAGUCGAACUGCCGCAUCUUCGAGACCUCGCGGCUCUGCUUCUGCAGCUAGGCUUCAGGCGGAUUGACCCGGCCCUCAUCGUUGACAGCGAUUGGUACGACGACUGGGUGCCCUUCCGCAGCGGAAAUCUCGGCCGGAUGCUGGCCAAUGCCCAAGACCUGGAGCACGUAGCACUGUCUACCACCGUCGGUCCAGACCCAGCUGUUGAUGCGGAAGAUGGCGGGGAUGGGCAUAUAAGGAACUUUAUCCCACUUAAGAGUAUCUUCCCCUUGGACAGAUGGCCCCGUCUACGGCACUUGGCGCUGUUCCGGUUCUUGGUGAACCAGGGAGAUAUGAUAGGGCUGUUGGUCGCCCUGCCAGAGACCUUAAGAUAUGUAGAGCUGAGCUUUCUGCUGUUCCUAGAGCAAGGAGGGAACUAUAGGGAUAUGUUGGUUGAGAUGCGAGAGAAGCUGGCUUAUUGGAAGGACGAUAUGGACGGAUCGGGAGGUUGGGGAAUUCCGUUACGGGAUGGGAAGAAUCCUUUCGGUACAGGUCAAGGGGGGAACAAAAAUAAGAUAGAAUAUGGCUUUGGGGUAGUGAAAGACGUGUUUGAAUCUGAAUAUGAACGACCUUUUAUGGACCGCCAUACGAUGAUGGAGCUAGGAUACUACAAAUAA